UCUGCAGCGGCAUUGAACUCGCACAGAAAAGGAGAGGCCAACAAAAGAAAAAAGGGACAAACUGGACAAUGCUUUGGUGAAGGACCUUCUAUCACUACUACUAACUUGGAUUUGCACGAAAUGUACAUUAGGCAUUAACUGGUUAUGAUGUACUGAGGACUGCUGGUAAGGAGGAGGAGGAGUGUUCAGGGUCGGAGAUCAUAAAGCACUUUGAGAAAGACGUCGCCCUGAAUGCAGCGCAGCAGCACCGCAGCCAGGAGGACCUGAAGUGCGUUUAACCCCCGAAAGUUGCGUCGAUGUGGGUAUGAUUCGUAUCUGAUUCGCUGCUCAGCUGCCUGGAGAGGACUGCGGAGGGGCUGAUCGCCGCAUUGUGGCAACCGACACCCUCGAUUCCUGCCCGAGGACUGCACAAGCCGCUCUUCGCAAAAUGUCAUCUCAGGCCAAAGUCAAGAAGGACAAAGAGAUUAUUUCCGAAUAUGAGACCCAAGUGAAAGAGAUUCGUAACCAGCUGGUGGAGCAGUUCCGAUGUCUGGAGCAGCAGUCUGAGUCCCGUCUACAGCUGCUGCAGGACCUGCAAGAGUUCUUCCGCCGAAAGGCCGAACUCCAGCUAGAGUACUCCCGAGGGUUAGAUAAGCUGGCUGAGCGCUACUCCUCCAAGAUCCGCAGUUCCAGAGAGCACCAGCACUUCAAAAAAGACCAAAAUCUAAUCUCCACUGUGAACUGCUGGUAUUUGGUGUUGGACCAGACCCGGCGAGAGAGCCGAGACCACGCCACUCUCAGCGACAUCUAUAACAACAACGUCAUUAUCCGCUUGGCACACGUGGGCGAGGAUGUCACCAGACUCUUCAAAAAGAGUAAAGACACUGGGAUCCAGAUGCAUGAAGAGUUGGUGAAAGUCACCAAUGAACUCUAUACGGUUAUGAAGACGUACCACAUGUACCACAGUGAAAGUCUGAGUGCUGAGAACAAGUUGAAGGAGGCAGAGAAACAGGAGGAGAAGCAUAUUGGUAAGGUGAACGACAUCAGUGCUGGCCUGUUGCGUCACGGUCACGAUGAACGUCCCCAGCGAAGAAGUUCAGUCAGGAAGAUGGAGAAAAUGAAGGAGAAGAGACAGGCCAAGUACUUUGAAAAUAAGCUGAAAUGCACAAAGGCCCGGAAUGACUAUCUCCUCAAUCUGGCAGCUACCAACGCCCUGGUUGCCAAAUAUUACAUCCACGAUGUGUCAGACAUGUUAGAUUGUUGUGACCUAGGCUACCAUGCAAGCUUGGCACGCACCAUGAGGACCUAUCUGUCUGCUGAAUACAGCCUGGAAACCUCUCGCCAUGAGGGUUUGGAUCUACUCGAAGGAGCCGUAGAUGCCAUGGACAUUAGAGGGGACAAGCUAAGGUUUAUGGACACACACAGUCAGAUCUUCUGUCCUCCAACACGCUUUGACUAUCAGCCACAUAUGGGGGAUGAGGUGUGUCAGGUUAGUGCACAGCAGCCUGUCCAGACAGAGCUUUUGAUGCGUUACCACCAGCUGCAGUCUCGCCUCGCCACGCUGAAGAUAGAAAAUGAAGAGGUGAAGAAGACUCUUGAUGCCACCAUGACAACCCUUCAAGAUAUGCUCAGUGUGGAGGACUUUGAUGUAUCGGAAGCCUUCCAGCAUAGCCAGUCCACAGAGUCCGUCAAAUCGGCCUCAUCUGACUCCUACAUGAGCAAGGCAAACACAGCUAAAAGACGAGCCAAUCAGCAAGAGACGGAGGGCUUCUACUUCACAAAAUACAAAGAGUACUUGAAUGGCAGCAAUCUUAUUGUAAAACUGCAAGCUAAACACGACCUACUGAAGCAGACACUGGGAGAAGGGGAGAGGGCUGAAUAUGGAACAACAAGGCCCCCCACUCUUCCCCCUAAACCCCAGAGAAUGCGGAAGUGUAGACCUCGCUCCAUUUAUAAUCGUAAGCUGUUUAACGGCAAUAUGGAGGCCUUCAUUCAGGAUUCAGGGCAGCCUAUACCAGUGGUGGUUGAGAGCUGCAUUCGAUACAUCAAUCUGUAUGGUCUUCAGCAACAAGGUAUAUUCCGGGUUCCUGGAUCUCAGGUCGAAGUCAAUGACAUUAAGAAUGCAUUUGAAAGAGGAGAAGAUCCACUGGUGGACGAUCAGACGGAUCAUGACAUCAACUCUGUAGCAGGUGUCCUCAAGCUCUACUUCCGAGGGCUGGAAAACCCACUGUUCCCAAAAGAACAUUUCCUCGACUUCAUCUCCACCACCAAACUUGAUUCUGGUGCAGAAAGAGCUCAUCAUCUCCAGCAGAUAAUUGUGACUCUGCAGCGGCCUGUGAUCAUUGUCAUGAGAUACCUUUUUGCUUUUCUUAACCAUCUGUCCCAGUACAGUGACGAGAACAUGAUGGAUCCCUACAACUUGGCUAUCUGCUUCGGCCCCACGCUGAUGCCCAUACCAGACGACCAGGACCCUGUGGCCUGCCAAGCACAUGUUAAUGAGGUUAUUAAGACGAUCAUCAUCCACCACGAGGCCAUCUUUCCGAGCCAGAGGGAGUUGGAAGGACCGAUCUAUGAAAAAUGCAUGGCGGGAGGGGAAGAGUACUGUGAAAGUCCUCACAGUGAGCCUGGAGCUCUUGAUGAGAUAGACAACGGGACUGGACCGAACACAAGUGAUGAAGAGUUUGAGCCGAUUGAGGCCAUCGCGAAGUAUGACUAUGUGGGCCGAACUGCCAGGGAGCUCUCCUUUAAGAAGGGAGCAUCUCUGCUGCUGUACAUGAGAGCAUCUGAGGACUGGUGGGAGGGCCGGCACAGUGGUGUGGACGGGCUGAUCCCACAUCAGUACAUUGUAGUGCAAGACAUGGAUGAUGCAUUCUCAGACAACGUUCAGAGGACAGAAAGUGAGACCAGCAGUGGACCUCACUAUGAUGACAGGAAUUCAUCAAGAAAUGAACGUCAGUCUCCUUGCGAACAGGCUGCUGAGAGCCGUUUUGGACCUGCAUUAGGAAGGGUAAGAGUGCGAUCAGACGGAGCCGCAGUUCCCCGCCACAAGAACAACGGCGCAGGCAGCCUCAGCCCCACCAGAGCUGCCAAUCACCUGCCCAGGGUAAUGCCUCGCCCCUGCAGCCCACACAAGAUGGCCGUCAGCAGGGCCCACGCCGACAGCCCAGAGAAGCGACGCCUCACCACGUUCGGCAGCUCUGGCUCCAUCAACCACCCCAACAGGAAAGCAUUUGUUGAUAGUCACUCUCAGCAAUCAUCGCCGAGCACGACCCGACACGCAAGUUUAGGGGACCACAAAGCUCUGGAGGCUGAGGCGCUCGCGGAGGUGAGGGCUGCAACAAGUUAUCGAAUUGCAGACAUAGAAAAAACCAUGAAUACAGCCCUGCAUGAAUUGCGAGAGCUAGAGAGGCAGAAUGUAGCCAAACAUGCCCCCGAUGUUGUCCUCGACACCCUGGAGCCCCUCAAACACCCUGGUGUCACCCAGGAAAUAUCUGCCAGUCCCCUGCACACCAUGCUGAUAAGGGAUCCAGACGCAGCCCAGCGACGUAGCAGCAGCAGCUCCUCCUCCGAGACCAUGAUAACUUUCAAACCGUCCCUGUCUGCACGCAGACCAAGCGCACCUUUAAGGCCCCCGCCUGUCAGGCCAGUGCGACCGGCUCCAGUGAUCGGACCUGGCCAGGGACCACACCGCUCCAGCAGCUCCAGCUCUUCUGGUCUGGGCAGCCCGGGCAUUACCCCCACUGAAAGGGUCUUUCCUAAAGCGCCCUCCCCAUCCCCAUCCACAUCCUCUUCAUCCUCAGACAAACAGGGUAACAUGUAGCUCCAGUCUGCCAGCUGUCGGGAACAAUGUGGAUGCUAAUUGAUCUUAUCAGUACACCCCUACAGGUCUUUACUUCAAUAAUAAUGACACCCAGUAUGUCUGUAUAUUUACCACUAAUAUUGUAUAAGGUACGAUGGGUGCUUCCUGUUUCUGCCCGCACCUACUGGGAGCAAGUUACUGUUCUGUUUAACAGUUAUUGUAUUACACAGAGAUAGGAAUUAAAACUAUAGAAAUUAUUUAAUAGACUUAUACAAAACUGGAAUAAAGAAACGCACUGGAGAAUAUUUCUGUUUGCUAAGAUAUGAAACAUCUCACUGAAACAAUAUUAGAUUACACAGAUGCUGUAAGCUUGUGCUUUGUGUCUGGUUUCCAACUCCAUUACAACGAAACACUUACAGGAAUACCUCACCACUUACCACGUAGACAUUCAGACUGUGCUGGGGAUCCGUCUUGUGUUUGAAUGUUUCCUUCAGAGCCAUUUAUGUUGAUGGAGAGAGGUUACCCACUCUGGAACAAUAUAAGACAACAUGGCUGAAGGACCAUAUCCACUGCCUCUAUCUGCAUUUCUUCUGGUGAACAUUAAAUGUUGGCUCCGUGGAAAUUAGAACUGUGUUAUAUUUGCUUUGACAAUAGCCUCAAACCAUAUGGUAUUUGGAUAUGAUACACAUUCCAAUAUGUUAAGUUUUUUAAAAGUCUGGGAAAUGCUGCAGGUCCUAGUGAAACUCAUGGAAGCACAGGGAUUUGACUGGCACUGAAUUGCCAACUAAAGCACAAAUGUGAAAAAAUUGAUCCAAGCCCCAUUGUGAUCCAAGUUUGUGGUUCUGCUUUACUUUACAGGCAGCAUCAGCAAAAUCAGUACCAGUGAUCUAUCUCAUUGAGCCAUUUCUUGAUUUCCUGAUAUUUGAUAAAUACAGUGGUUUGCAAAAGUGUUCCCCUUAUACUUUUUCACAUUUUUUGUAGUUACAACCGCAUACUUCAUUGUAUUUAAUUGGGAAUUGUUGUAAUAGACCAACACAAAGUUUUUCUUUAUUGUGAAGUGGAGGGACAAUUAUACAUGUUUUUCAAAAUUUUGUACAAAUAAAAAUCUGAAAAGUGUUGCAUACAUUUGCUAGUUUCUCAGAGUCAGUGCUUUGUCAAACCACCUAUUGCUGCAGUUAUAGCUGCAAGUCUUUUGUGAUAUGUCUCUUCCUGCUUUGCACAUUCAUCUUGGCAAAAUGCCCUGAGCUUAAUCAGAUUGGUAGGAUAUAGUCUUUAAACAGACAUUUUCAGGUUUUUCAACAGAUUCUAAAUUGAACUUGGAUGUAGAAGAUGAAUGGUGCAUUCUGUCCCAUCUAAACCAUUGUAUUGUGACUCUUGCUUCAUGUUUAGGGUUAUUGUCUUGCUGUAAUAUGAACCUCGGUGUCAGGCUAAAGUCCUUUUCACCCUCUAAGAUGGUGGUUCUUAAACCUGGUUGGCAGAGCCUACUAUUUUUCAUGUUUUACAUGUAUCUCUGUUCCAGCCCACCCGAUUGCAAUUGAUUUCAUUAUGUCCUCAGCAUGCCAUAAGGUCCUGCAGAAGUUUGCUAAUCACCCGGUCAGGUGUGCGGCAGCAGGAAAACACCUUCACGCAGGACAGUGGAUCCUGAGGACCAGAGCUGAGAACUACUUCUUUAAAGCUAUGUUCACACUUCAGUCAAAUGCAGCCCAAAUCCAAUUUUUUUUUUUUUUGUGACCCAUAUCGACUUUUUCAUGUCAGUCUGAAUGACUCAAUUCCAUUUUUUUUCCCGUCAAAAAAAUCUUAAUUGUACUAAACCUUUGUACUAAAUCACAUACAUAUCCGACAGUUUUCAAAGUAUCUGCAGUCUGAACGAUCAUUUCGCCUUUCAUUCGACUUUUAUGUUGUUGUCUGGUCAUUGUUGGCUCCGACUAUGCAUCCACACAGACUUCUCUACAGACGUAGCAGUCUCUGCUACACUAAAGGCCAUUGUUAGGAUUUAUGCACAUUUUUUCUUACCUUUCUCCGUCUUGUUAUGACGUGGCCAUCAUAUUGUCGGCUUCCAUUGCUCAACAACUUAAAAAAUGAUACACAGACAACAACAUCCAAUUUUCCUUCCGUAAAAAGUGUGCUGCUGCAUGACGUCAGCAUUCUCCUUUUAGCUUUUUUUCAACAAUGGCUUUUUCUUGUACUCCAUUGAGGCCAGAUUUGUCGAGGGCAAGGCUAACAGAUUGUUAUGUUGACUGAUUGGAACUCUUUGACCUCUCCAGAGUUACCAUGGGCCUCUUGGCUUCUCGGCUUAACGCUUUACUUGUUUGGCUUAGCAUAUCUAGAUGAUGGAUUGAAUAGUGCUUCUUGAACAAGUCAAAGCUUUGGAUAUUGCUUUAUAACCUAAUCUUACUUCUCUACAACCUUGUAUGUGACCCAUCUGCUGUUACCUUGGUCUUCUUGUUGCUGUUUGUUUAUUAGGCUUUCACAGAGUUUAAAUGACACACAAAUUAUAUUUUCUAAGUUGUUGGUUUUGAAGGCUGUUGAUAGCACAGGAUUUUAUUAAGGGAUACCAGGGUAAAAUGAACUGAAUAGAAAAAUACACACAUUUCAGUGUGUUGGUUAAUUACAUAAUAUUUUAUUUAAAUACUCUAAUUUGUGGUUGCAAUGUGACAUGUUGUAAAAAGGUUCAAGGGGUAAUACUUUUGCAAUGGACAUCAAAGUGUGUUUGUAAAGCUGCUUCUUCUUAGGUCUUAUAAAAAAAAGACAAAAGACAGUAUCAUCUCAUCCUUCUGCUUCAUUCCAUUCGCUUCAUUCUCAUCAGUUUCAGAACAUUCCAGAUGGUGGCAAUAUAGACCAAGCUACAAUAAAACACAAGACAUGGACAGCUGGCAUAAUUUUCUAGCUUUCAUUAUCAUAUCUGUAACAAAACAUAUGAAGUCAAAGAUUUGUUUUAUUAAAUUAAACUAUAUUGCUAUCUCUUUUUACAACAUCAUUAGCUGUAUUUCUUCUGAAAGCAAGUAUGACACUUGCACAAUUCAGUUGACUAAAGCACUAAUAAACAGUACAUGGAGCUGAGCUGCAUUCGUUGGUUCUGUGUCUUCAAUCUGAAGCUGUUCUAGAGACAAACUUGUCUAGGUUGUACAUGGUCACUGCACCCUGUGUGGGUGUUGGUUGCUCUUUGUAACAUCUGUCAUCUGUUACUCCCUCCUCCAGGGGUCGAUUGACAUAUCUUUAAAGCGUAAAAGGUACACACAUUGGAAUUAAUUUACCUGUACUGCUAAAGAAUGCUUGUAAAUAUAACAUUGUAUCAUAGGAACAGGAUAUAUGUAUAUAUAUAUAUGUGUAAUGCGUAGAUUUUUUUGUAAUUCCAAUCAUUGCACAAAUAUUAGCUGAACAAUAAACGGAAAAAGUCUCAGAAACAUCAA
Molecule: messenger RNA, 7188 nt
Organism: Girardinichthys multiradiatus
Lineage: Eukaryota; Metazoa; Chordata; Actinopteri; Cyprinodontiformes; Goodeidae
Product: SLIT-ROBO Rho GTPase-activating protein 3-like
Exons: 22
Coding region: 428-3799 (1123 amino acids)
Biological process (GO): negative regulation of cell migration; signal transduction
Cellular component (GO): cytoplasm
Molecular function (GO): protein binding
Source: RefSeq, a predicted model, not a curated record